GGCGGAUCACGUGAGUCCCAAGUGCGAGUCACGGGAACGCUGCCGGGCGGCCGGCUGUUCUAGUUGAGUUUGGUCCUCAGUGGGCCAUGGCCAACGUCUCUAAGAAGGUAUCUUGGUCCGGCCGAGACCGCGAUGAUGAGGAGACAGCGCCGCUGCUUCGAAGGACGGGGCAGCCUGACGAGGAGACGCCGCUGCUGAACGGGGCCGGGCCGGCCGCGCGCCAGUCUCAUUCUGCACUUUUCCGCAUUGGACAGAUGAACAACGUGGAGCUGGACGAUGAGCUUCUGGACCCAGAAGUGGACCCUCCUCACACCUUCCCCAAGGAGAUUCCACACAACGAGAAGCUCCUCUCCCUCAAGUAUGAGAGCCUGGACUAUGACAACAGUGAAAACCAGCUCUUCCUGGAAGAGGAGAGACGAAUCAACCACACGGCUUUCCGGACAGUGGAGAUCAAGCGCUGGGUUAUCUGUGCCCUCAUUGGAAUCCUCACAGGCCUGGUAGCCUGCUUCAUUGACAUCGUAGUGGAGAACCUGGCAGGCCUCAAGUACAGAGUCAUCAAGGACAACAUCGACAAGUUCACAGAGAAGGGCGGCCUAUCCUUCUCCCUCCUGCUGUGGGCCACGCUGAACUCUGCCUUUGUGCUCGUGGGAUCCGUGAUUGUGGCCUUCAUAGAGCCAGUUGCUGCUGGCAGCGGAAUUCCCCAGAUCAAGUGCUUCCUCAAUGGGGUGAAGAUUCCCCACGUAGUGCGGCUCAAGACGCUGGUGAUCAAGGUGUCCGGUGUGAUUCUGUCUGUGGUAGGGGGACUGGCUGUGGGAAAGGAAGGGCCAAUGAUCCACUCGGGUUCAGUGAUCGCUGCUGGAAUUUCACAGGGAAGGUCGACAUCGCUCAAGCGAGAUUUCAAGAUCUUUGAGUACUUCCGCAGAGACACAGAGAAGCGGGACUUUGUCUCAGCUGGAGCUGCAGCUGGAGUGUCUGCUGCAUUUGGAGCCCCUGUGGGUGGGGUCCUGUUCAGCCUGGAGGAAGGCGCCUCUUUCUGGAAUCAGUUCCUGACAUGGAGAAUUUUCUUUGCUUCCAUGAUUUCCACGUUUACACUGAAUUUCGUUCUGAGCAUCUACCAUGGAAACAUGUGGGACUUGUCCAGCCCGGGCCUCAUCAAUUUUGGAAGAUUCGACUCAGAGAAAAUGGCCUACACCAUCCAUGAGAUUCCUGUCUUCAUCGCCAUGGGUGUGGUGGGUGGCAUUCUUGGAGCUGUGUUCAAUGCUUUGAAUUACUGGCUAACCAUGUUUCGAAUCAGGUACAUCCACCGGCCCUGCCUCCAAGUGAUUGAGGCCAUGCUGGUGGCUGCUGUUACAGCCACGGUUGCGUUCGUCUUGAUUUACUCAUCUCGAGAUUGCCAGCCCCUGCAGGGGAGCUCCAUGUCCUAUCCGCUCCAGCUCUUCUGUGCAGAUGGCGAGUACAACUCCAUGGCUGCAGCCUUCUUUAACACCCCUGAGAAGAGCGUUGUCAGCCUUUUCCAUGACCCACCAGGCUCCUACAAUCCCAUGACGCUAGGCCUAUUCACCCUGGUUUACUUCUUUCUGGCCUGCUGGACCUAUGGCCUCACGGUGUCUGCUGGUGUCUUCAUCCCAUCACUGCUCAUUGGGGCUGCCUGGGGCCGACUCUUUGGCAUCUCCCUGUCCUACCUCACAGGGGCAGCAAUCUGGGCAGACCCGGGUAAAUACGCCCUGAUGGGAGCUGCUGCUCAGCUUGGUGGCAUCGUGAGAAUGACUCUUAGCCUGACAGUCAUCAUGAUGGAGGCCACCAGCAACGUGACCUACGGCUUUCCCAUCAUGCUGGUGCUGAUGACUGCCAAGAUUGUGGGCGAUGUCUUUAUUGAGGGUCUCUAUGACAUGCACAUCCAGCUGCAAAGUGUGCCCUUCCUGCACUGGGAGGCCCCGGUCACCUCGCACUCGCUCACUGCCAGGGAAGUAAUGAGCACACCUGUGACCUGCCUGAGACGGAGAGAGAAGGUUGGUGUCAUCGUGGAUGUCCUAAGCGACACAGCAUCCAAUCACAAUGGGUUCCCCGUGGUGGAAGAUGUGGGAGACACCCAGCCAGCCAGGCUCCAAGGCUUGAUCCUGCGCUCCCAGCUCAUCGUGCUCCUGAAGCACAAGGUGUUUGUGGAGAGGUCCAACAUGGGUCUUGUGCAGCGGCGCCUGAGGCUGAAGGACUUCCGUGACGCCUACCCACGCUUCCCCCCAAUCCAGUCCAUCCACGUAUCCCAGGAUGAGCGGGAAUGCACCAUGGACCUUUCUGAAUUCAUGAACCCCUCUCCCUACACAGUGCCCCAGGAGGCGUCUCUUCCUCGAGUGUUCAAGUUGUUCAGGGCCCUGGGCCUGAGGCACUUGGUAGUAGUAGACAACCGCAAUCAGGUGGUCGGGCUGGUGACUAGGAAGGACCUGGCAAGAUACCGCCUAGGGAAGGGAGGCCUUGAAGAGCUUUCCCUGGCCCAGACGUGAGGGUUGGCUCUACCCUUGUGCAGUGGCACCUGAGCCCCUCUGCACCUCCUCCCAGGGUCCCUGGUCUCAGCCAAAGCCUUGCCCCCUGGGCAGUGCAACAGCAGGAGCAAAUGCCUUCCCUGGGCCUGGCUGGUGUGGAGGCCAGACCCUUUGUCUUGGGCAGUUGGUUUACAUCGUCAGCACUUUCCUUGUUCCCUGAACCCUUCACCCCUUGGAUUUGCCCCUCUCCUGGGUUCCAAGGAUGAAAUGUGCGAUCGCACCCCUUGUGGCUCACUUUUCAGAGCCAAUAGAAGCUGGUGCGUGCGUGCGUGCGUGUGUGUGUGUGUGCGCGCGCGCGUGUGUGCGAGAGAGAGAGAGAGAGAGAGAGAGAGAGAGAGAGAGAGAGAGGGGCAGGCAGACAGACAUGAGCUACUACCUAUUGCUGUUUCUUCUCUGGCUCUGAGCACCUAUGCUGUGGUUGUACUGCCCACACUAGCCAAGAGCUAAGAGCUUCAGCAGCAAGGGCAUGAGGAGCUGUACAGCCUGGAGCAGGCUCUAUUGGGGAACCCACAUGUGCCGUCUCAUGUCUUUGUCUAAAAGAUGGGGAGACUGGUUCUAUGCCUGGGGCUUGAGAGCUGAAAAUCCCAUGAAGAUUGAAUCUGAGUCCACCCACAUCUGCCCCAGGCUUUCAGAGCUGGGGGUCAUGACACUGGACCACAACCGGAAGGCAGGUCUUUCCUCAGCACUUAGGGCCCUGCUGUCCAUAGUGACUUGCUUAUAACUGUACUGUAUACACCCUGGGCAUUGACCUCCCAGGACCUGACCCUAAGAUGAGCCUCAGACUCCCUAGGAUGGUGGCUCUGUGAGCACCAGAGCCAUGGAGCCUCACCUCUAAACCCUGUAUUGUCAAAGCUAGCACCACUGAACCAAGCUAGAUCUGACAUGCAUCAGUCACCUUCAGAGUCUUCUCCCCAGGAUACUUUGUAAAGAUAAUUGCAGUGUCUCUGGCACAUGUCUGUCACAAGGCCACAUGGGUCCUUCUUUGGAAAGUUGGCAGCUGCUGCCUCUCAGUUGUCAUUCCUCCAAAGGAGUGGCUCUUUCUUCUCUGAGCAGAUGGACUAAGUAUGUUGUUGAGUUGAGAUAUGAGAAAUGAGAGAUUCCCGUCUGCCUAAGGCUCAGCAUUCUGGGGAGUUGGGCAUGCAGUAUGGUGAUAAACUAGUGCAGGUGGCACCUCUAUACACAGUAGCUGCUGUCUGUGAGGGGCGGUGGAUGCAGCUCUCGACGAGUACUGUGGCUAGCCUAGGAAGGGUUGUUCAGGGACUCUGACCUCAUCCCCUUCUCACAGCCUUUCUCUCAGGCUCACUACAGUGUGGUUUCUGUCACCUGCUUGGAUGACAUCCUGUCAUCAAGCCUGGGCUUGCCAGGCUCUGCAUAACAAGAAGUUGUAACUGACCCACCUUGCCUGCUCCACUGGCCCUGGUGGGUAGGUCUUCGUGACAAAGCCAGGGGCGCUCUGGAUUGGGAGGGGCCAUAUCUAAGUUUGACCCAAGGGGAUGAAAAGCACUGCACAGGGCCUCAAAGACUUGGUACCAAAAAAGCAUGUGCAAUCUGUCCACAGUUCUGUGUUGGCUACAUGUUGAAAUGAUAUUUUUGGAUAUAUUAGGUUAAAUAAAAUAAUCAAACCUUG
This is a messenger RNA of Alexandromys fortis (reed vole), 4164 nucleotides long. It is a transcript of the gene Clcn7, whose product is annotated as chloride voltage-gated channel 7. Gene Ontology annotation, molecular function: voltage-gated chloride channel activity. Gene Ontology annotation, cellular component: lysosomal membrane; intracellular membrane-bounded organelle. Gene Ontology annotation, biological process: chloride transport; transmembrane transport. The transcript has 25 exons. The coding region runs from base 87 to 2498 and encodes 803 amino acids. Lineage: Eukaryota; Metazoa; Chordata; Mammalia; Rodentia; Cricetidae. The record is from RefSeq and is a predicted model, not a curated record.